This is a messenger RNA of Plasmodium gaboni, 3476 nucleotides long. RefSeq lists its product as hypothetical. The transcript has 2 exons. The record is from RefSeq and is a predicted model, not a curated record. The annotation marks the transcript as partial. Gene Ontology annotation, molecular function: protein binding. NCBI's taxonomy places the organism in Eukaryota, Apicomplexa, Aconoidasida, Haemosporida, Plasmodiidae.
AUGGAAAAUAGUAUACCAUACAACUUAUCUAUAAAAAAAGGAAAUAUAUUUUCAUUGGAAGAAAAUUAUAAUUUAAACUUGAAUUCAUUGAAAAAUAAUGACACAUAUCAAGUUAAAUUAAGACACAAAUAUGUGCAUGGAUACCAUUCGAAAAAAAACAAUAUCCUUAAAUUUGUAGAGAACAAAUUUAUGUACCCAAUAAAAAAUUUAAUAGUCAUAUAUGAUUUAAUAAACAGGGACCAGUUAAUUUUUUCUCAUCACACUAACCAGGUAUUUUUGAUCAGAUGUAAAGAAGAAGUCAGAACUGUUCUUAGUGCUGAGGAAGAGAAGAAAAAAAUAAAAAUAUUUAUAUGGAACAAAUUAAAUUUAGAAAUAUUAAGUGAGAUAAAAAUAAAAAAGAAAAAUUUCAUCGACAUAGAUUAUUUAAAUGAUAAGAAUAUUAUAUUACUUUGUAAGAACAAUGACAAAUUAAUCCUUUGUAGAAUUUCUUUAAUAUAUAAAAAUAAAGAAAUAAGAUUGAAUAAAAAAUGUGUCAGUAUUAUAAAAUCCUUAAAUGAUUUUUAUAUACAUGUAAAGACAGAAAAAAGAAAAGGAAAAGAUCAAAAUGAUGAAUAUUUUAAAAAAUCUAACAUAGGGUUAUCUAUAGAAAAAAAUGAUCUUUCUAGAGAAAAAGGAUCUAUAUAUUGUAUAAAAAAUAUUAAAAAUAUAAAUAAUAGAUAUGUUAAACAAAAUAAAAUAUACUCAACUUUAAAUCAAAUGAUGAAAAAAAAAAUAAAAAGAAGAAGAAAAGAAAAAUUAUUAAAAAAUGUGACAUCAUUAAAAAAAGGGACAUCAUUAAAAAAUGGGACAUCAUUAAAAAAUGGGACAUCAUUAAAAAAUGGGACAUCAUUAAAAAAUAUGACAUCAUUAAAAAAUAUAACAUUAGGUAAUAAUAAUUUUUAUUAUUGUAAAAAAAAUGAAGAAAGAUUCUUAUUAAUAGACACAUUAAAAAAAAAGAAAUUAUUCAAGAAAUCAAUUUUGAAAAAAAUAAAAAAUCAAAAGUGUCUUAUAAAUAUGAUACGUAUAAAAAGUAAGGAAUAUCAUCAUUUUAAUUUCUCUUCUUAUUAUAUAAAAUUUAGAAAACCCUUUUUGAAUAAGAAUAAAUAUUAUAAUAAAUAUGCAUAUAAAAAUAUAAAAAUAGUAGUUGACAUAAAUGAAAAUAUAUUGAUAUAUAAUGAACACUAUAUAUUUGUAUAUAUAAUAAAAAAUUACAACAUUUAUGAGAGAUUAAAAUAUAAAAAUUUUAAAUGUCCUUUUUUUUCAUCUGGUCAUAUGUUUUAUUUAAGAAAAGACAAUUUUUAUUUUUUUUCCACAUUUUGUUUUGAAUUAUUUAUAAAUAGUUUGAUGUAUAAUCGUUGUAGGUGUUUGAAGAAAUAUAAGGAUAUAUGUACGAUCAAAAAGAAUGAACAACACAAAAUAGGUAAGAAUUAUUUUAUAAAUGAUGAGGAAGAUCAUAUGAGAAAAACAAAAAUUUUGACAGAUUCAAAUGAAUAUAACAAAGAUUAUUUCAAUAUAUUCAACAGUACCUUUAAAUAUGAAAACUACAUAGAAGUUGAAUAUAUAAACAUGUCUUCACAUAAUAAUAACAAAAAAUAUGAUAAUAAUAAUUACGAUUUUUAUUAUAACAAUGAACAUUCUUAUCAAUGUCAUCCUUUUUUUAACGUUCAAAUAAAUGUUGUAGAAAUAUUCAAUUUUGUGUGCACCGAACAAUCUGAUGAUAUAAACAUUAUUUUUAAAAUUAAAGAUGAAUAUGGAAAGAAAAGACGUGAUAUUAUAAAUAGGACAUAUAUUAAACAAAAAAAAAAAAAAAAAAAACUUAUCAUAAAAAAAUAUCUUGUUAUAGGAACAAAAAACGGAAUGAUUAUAAUUAACGAUUUUUUAAAACCUCAUAAAAUAAUACAUUUAGAAAAAAUAUGUAAUGAACCCAUCGUAUCAAUUUUUAUCUUUGAAAAUGAUAUGUUAAUAUUAAAUCGUUCUGGUAUUAUAUUUUUUAUGAACGUUCAUAAUUUUGUUAUAUACACACAUAGUGAUAUAUUCUUUUCGAGGGAAGAUAAAACAAAAAACUUAUCAUAUGAAGAAUGUAAUAAUAAUAUAGAAAAGAAUAUUAUGUUUAGUUCUGAAGAGACAAACAAAUGUAUCAAUGAUAAAAAAAAAAAAUUGGAUGCUAAAAAAAUGAAUGAUAAAAAAACAUUUGGGGAUCAUAACAACAUAAGAUGUAAUACUUUUAGUGGUGAACGAUGUGUAAACCAUAAAUUCAAUAUGCAUUAUUGUUAUAAAGAACCAUAUAUAGCAGUCAAAUUGAGAGACAUAAAUUCUUUUUGUCACUUGAAUAUGUAUACAAUAUUGAUAGGAACAACCUAUAAUGAAAUAAUAAUAUAUAAUUUAUUAUGUAAGCAGUUAUGUUAUAUAUAUCAGAAGAAUAAUAAAAAAAUUAGUUCAUAUAAUAUACAUAAUAAUAAUAUUAUUUAUAGUAUAGAAAAUUGUUUAUACAAAAUGAACUUACAGAAUUAUGAUACAAAAAUAUUAUUAUGCUUACCUGAAAUUUAUAUUAGUUCAUUUGUUUUUUAUUCAGAUGAUCUUCUAAUAUGUGGCUCUUUUAAAGGGAACUUAUAUUUUAUAGAUAUAUGUAAUAAUAAUAACAUAAAAAUAAUAAAUAGAAUUAGAAAAGAACAUUUCGUAGAAAAAAAAGGAAUGAGGAUACAUAAAAAGAAGGAAGUUCUUUUUGUUUUUAAGAAAAAGAUUGUAAAUAAUAAAUAUAUAAUAAAUAAUGACAAAUGUAACAAUAAUAUAAAAAUAUAUAAUGAUCAUGAUAUGAAAAAGAAUAAUAAAAUAAUAAGUAUUCAUUUAAAUAAACAGAAAACUAUAUUAAUAUGUUCCUUUUCAUAUUGUAUAUACAUAUAUAAAUUAAAUAUAUCAGGGAAUCAAAAAAUCGAUUUAAGAUGUAUUUCUUAUUUUUCUAUAAAAAAUAUUAUUCAUAUUCAUGUUAUAAAAAAUAUGGAUAAUUUAUUUUAUAUUACUACAAGGGAUGAUCAAAAUAUAGGUUCCUAUAAUUAUUAUUUAUGUUCAAUGAACCCAUGUAAAAUAAAAACAAACAAAAUGAUUCCUCUAUAUUUUAAUAUAUUAUUUGAAAACACUUGGUUUUAUGAAUUCUAUUACUACAAUCAUAAAGAUGACAACCAUUUUUUGUUUGUCCAAAAUAAUUGGCAUGAUGAAAAAGGGAGCAAAUGUUUAAUACUUUUAUAUGAUUCUAUUUUUAUAAUAUAUACAUAUUGUAUAAAUAAAAGUAGACAAAAUAUAGAGGAUAUCAAUUAUAAGGAGCAUAAUUUUAUUAACGUCGUCAAUAAUUCGAAUGUUUUUAGGAGAAAUGAUUCCAUGGGUAGUGCUCAAGAAAUUAUAAAAAAUGAUGAAAUUAAUAAAACAUAUAAAAAUAAUAAAAA